UAAAUUACAUUGACUAUGACUUUUAAAGGUAAACCCCCGCUUGCAUUAAAAGUUUUGAACAGACCCACUAAUCCAACGGUCCAUAUUAAUUAUGAAGAUGAAAGGAGUGAGGUCAGCAAAAAUGGUGUCAACAAAAACACAGUUCAAAAUGUAUGUGGAUGCAUUAUUGUUUUUCUUCAUCAUAUUUGGAUUCGUUGUGUUGUUAACCCUGGCACACAGUGGGUAGUGAGGAAAACAGAGCAAAAUCAAAUGGCAUCAUGGAAUUCGAUUCCACUGGAAAUCACGUACAGAGUUUUCGGUUGGAUUGCUUUUUUUUGUUGGGCUGUUGGUGGCUACCCACAAGUCAUCUUGAAUUUCCGUAGAAAAAGUGUUGUGGGGUUGAACUUUGAUUUUGUGGUGCUGAAUUUGACGAAGCACUCCUCCUAUCUCAUAUACAAUGCCACUCUCUACUUUAGCUCCACUGUUCAAAACCAGUACUUGGAGAAGUAUGGCUUCCAACAGAUGAUACCCGUGGCAUUAAAUGAUGUCAUUUUCUCAGCUCAUGCUGUUCUCUUGACGAUAGUUGGCUUGUUUCAAAUUGCAAUUUAUGAACGCGGAGCUCAGAGAGUCUCCAAGAUUAGUAUUGCAAUUGUUGGUGCUGCAUGGUUUAUGGCUGGGGUUUGUUUUUUCAUAGCUUUGCCGACACAUUCUUGGCUUUGGCUCAUCUCCAUUUUUAACUCAAUCCAAGUUUUUAUGACACUCAUCAAGUAUAUUCCCCAGGCAUUGAUGAACUUCAUGCGGAAGAGCACGACUGGAUUCAGCAUCGGCGGCAUCUUGUUUGAUUUUUCUGGAGGCGUGACAAAUUUUUCACAGAUGGCUGUGCAGUCUAUAGAUCAAGGUUCUUGGGUGAACUUGUAUGGGAAUGUAGGCAAGACAAUGAUAUCUUUGAUAUCUAUUUUUUUUGACCUUAUUUUCAUGGCUCAGCAUUACUUGCUAUAUUCUUCCAAUAGGGCACUGAUCCCGCCUCCUAAAAGCAGCAAGGAAGUAGAGCCACUGGUCAAGUCUUCUUCUGAUCAUUUGGAAAACGUCUGAGGCUUUGGUUGUGGUUCCACUUCAUAUUUUUCCAUGUAAAGAUCAGAUAUGUUUUUGGAAAUAUGGUGGCCAUUUUACUUCUGUGUUGGGGAAGGUCAUUUGCUUUAAAAGGAUUGUAUACUUGAAAGAACCUCUAUUUUUGCGUAUAGAAAAAUAAUUAAGUUCUGUGUAAACACUAUAUAGUUUGUAAGUAAAAAUAGUACUUAUUAUAAGGCAAUAAAAAUAAUAUGUACCA
Messenger RNA from Ziziphus jujuba (common jujube), 1306 nucleotides. Its product is annotated as cystinosin homolog. Lineage: Eukaryota; Viridiplantae; Streptophyta; Magnoliopsida; Rosales; Rhamnaceae. The record is from RefSeq and is a predicted model, not a curated record. The transcript is spliced from 8 exons. Gene Ontology annotation, molecular function: L-cystine transmembrane transporter activity. Bases 16 to 1071 code for a protein of 351 amino acids. Gene Ontology annotation, cellular component: vacuolar membrane. Gene Ontology annotation, biological process: L-cystine transport.